AUGCACACUAGUGCUUGCAAGCUAAAGUCGUAUAAUGAGUGCCCAUGGUCUCCAAUUUGUUGUCUUCCUUGGAUAAAUGCACUCUCUGAAGCCACGAAAAACGCUUCUAAGAAAACCACCUGCCUUGCUCUCUUUCUUCUUGUAAACAUUCUUUUUUUCUCUCUUGCGAGUGCAUCGCCUAAAGCGACGCCAAUGCCUAUGCCGACGCCAACGCCAACCCCGAGCCUCAGCUCCCAAGACAAGUGUUCUAUUGAUACUCUCAAAUUAGGUGUUUGUGCUAAUGUUCUUGGCAAUUUACUUGGAUUUAAAAUUGGAAAUUCAUCAAAUAAACCUUGUUGUUCUCUCAUUCAAGGACUUGUUGAUCUUGAUGCCGCUCUUUGUUUAUGCAUUGCCAUUAACGCAAAUGUUCUUGGAAUCAACCUUAAUGUCCCUAUUUCUCUAAGCCUUCUUCUCAAUGCUUGUGAUGAAAAAGUUCCAUCUGGCUUCCAGUGUCCUAAUUGAACAACCUAGCUAUGCAUUUCUCAUGUAAGGAUAAUAUAUUCCAGUGUGUGGUAAUUAACUCUUUGUUGUUAUGGUUAUGUAAUAAGUGGAAUUGAUCGAGUAUCUUGAAAUAAGUUCCUCUUUGAAUCUCAUAAGCUUGAUUUUGUACUUUACCAUAUAGAAGUCUAUUUGUCGUAAGGUUGUCAUUUUUCUUUUA
Lycium barbarum (goji berry) is the source of this 697-nucleotide messenger RNA. Its product is annotated as 14 kDa proline-rich protein DC2.15-like. Bases 1 to 501 code for a protein of 166 amino acids. NCBI's taxonomy places the organism in Eukaryota, Viridiplantae, Streptophyta, Magnoliopsida, Solanales, Solanaceae. The transcript is spliced from 2 exons. The record is from RefSeq and is a predicted model, not a curated record.